Molecule: messenger RNA, 4915 nt
Organism: Chrysemys picta bellii (western painted turtle)
Lineage: Eukaryota; Metazoa; Chordata; Testudines; Emydidae
Source: RefSeq, a predicted model, not a curated record
AGCCAUGCAGGCGACCCUUCUCCCUGCCUUUCCCCCGCGGAGCUGGCAGCAGGGGGGUGAGGGCCCCCAGGGGGCAGCAGGAAAGGGGGCAAUGGGAGGCAACUCCCCACCCCCCACUGCCAGGGACUCGGUGUCAACUUUCCGAUCCACCUUAAAGCAUCUCCCCGCGUGGCUGUGAUUCCUGGGUGGGGUGUUGCCCGGGGAGCGGAGGGGGCUGGCGCGCGGCCCCGCCUUGCAGGGUUGUACCUGCCCAGCUGCGUCAACUUUGUCCCAGUCCCAGCUGGGUCGGGAGGGCGCGCGUGGCGUGGGGCAGCCGGGACCGGCCGCGGAAGGGGGCAGGCUCGCGCCACGGCUUGCAGCAGCGUUGGGGCUUUUCCCCCCUUCCCGUCGCGGGGCAGGCCGGGCUCGGUGGGUUUCCCUUGGGAGUCUGGGCUUCCUCCCCGCCGCCCCAUUGCGUGCCAGGAAGAGCAGGGAGAACUUUCCCCUGGGGGCGGCUUGUGUCCCAGGCUCGUCAUGCUGCGGACGGGAGGCGUUUAUGCCGGGAAAAAGAGGAAAAAGCCGGUGCAGAAAAGCCCGAAGCCACCACCUCCCGAGGGCGUACUGUCAAACCCCUCCAAGCGGCACCGGGACCGCCUCAAUCAGGAGCUGAACAAACUGACGAGCUUGCUGCCCUUCCCUGAGGAUGUCCAGGCCAGACUCGAUAAGCUUUCCGUCCUCCGGCUGAUUGUAGGAUACCUGAAAGUGAAGAGCUACCUCAUGGCCACUGUGCCGAACCACGGCGGCCACAUAGCAGAUCAGCCUGGGACGCUUGGAGGGAACGGACAGAUGAAUCUGCAGAUCAACGGGGAAACGUUCUCCGAAGGGGACAUGCUGCUCCAGGCACUAAAUGGAUUUGUCAUUGCAGUCACAGCAGAGGGUUAUGUUUUCUACGUCUCACCUACAGUUCAGGACUACCUGGGAUUUCAUCAGUCAGACAUCAUCUACCAGAGUGUGUUUGAGCUGAUCCACACGGACGAUCGAGCCAUGUUCCAGUGCCAGCUGCAUUGGUCCCUAAACCUGCCUCCAUACAAGGAACCGGAGCGAGGCACAGCCGCCAUGCCUCAUGUAGACAGCAGCACCACCACCAUGGAUGACCCCCAGCACCUGCCACCUGAGAAUUCCUCCUUCUUAGAAAGAAGCUUCAUCUGUCGCUUCCGUUGCUUGUUGGACAACUCCUCGGGAUUCCUGGCCUUGAAUUUCCACGGCCGUUUGAAACUCCUCCAUGGGCAGCAAAAGAGAACAGAAGAUGGGACCCUCAGGCCUCCCCAGCUGGCUCUGUUUGCCAUCGCAACUCCGCUCCAACCACUUUCUAUCCUGGAGCUUCGAACCAAGACCUUCAUCUUCCAAACAAAACACAAGCUGGACUUUACCCCCGUGGCCUGUGAUUCAAGAGGUAAAGUUGUGCUGGGAUACACAGAAACUGAGCUCUGCAUGAGAGGCUCCGGGUACCAGUUUGUCCAUGCCGCAGACAUGAUGCACUGUGCAGAGAAUCAUGUGAAAAUUAUGAAAACCGGAGAGAGCGGAAUCACCGUUUUCAGGCUACUGACGAAGAAAGCAGGCUGGCUCUGGGUCCAAGCAAAUGCGAGACUGGUGUAUAAAGGAGGCCAACCGGACUGCAUCAUUUCCAGACAGCGGGCCCUGUCGAAUGAAGAAGGAGAGGAGCAUUUGUGCAAGCGGAGCCUGCAGCUACCUUUUCACUUUGCCACGGGUGAAGCAGUCCUGUAUGAAAACAGUCCGCCCGGGUUCCUGGACUACUUGCACACCAAGAAGGUUUCAAAGGCAAAGAGAGAGACCCCCCUGGAGCCGGGCUCAAUAGAUCCCAACUCGCUCCUAGGGGCCAUGAUGAACCAAGACGAAUCCAUAUACGUCUCCCACGCCGAUAAUGUGCCACAGUUCUCCCUGGCGGAUAUUGUCGACAUACCGGAAGAGCCAUGGCUCGAUGAUGGAAAUAAGAGAGCUGUCAAAGAGAAUGACUCACUCCUAGUCGUCAUUGAAACACCCUUUGAAAAGAGCAAUGUGGAUGGUGACAUCUCUAAGACUCUGCAGAGCCAGGAAAUGGAUGACCUGGAAUUAAAGCAAUGGGAGGAGAUCUUGUGCAACAUGGACACCAAGAAGCCAGUGGCCCCGGGUUUCCAGGAGAGGUUGAAUGACAAGGUGACCUCCUGUGUGGAGGAGAUAUUGUUUAAAAAAGAUAAUGGAAAGAAUCUGGGGUUCCCACGGUAUGAUGUGACGGCUUCAUCUCAGGCCCUUAUUCAACAAAUUCCUCUGGAACAAAUUCCACAAAGCACUGAGCUAAACAGACUUCAAAACCAGCUUGUCAAUAAUAGGAAAUGCAAUCAGCAAAGCAAUCCCCUGGUGAAUUGUCACCAUUUCUGGGGGGCUAAUUCAGCAGCCGCUACACCAUGUGGAUUCCAAAAUCCAAUGUCUACUUCACAGCAAAAUUCACUAGACCAUGAUCCUCAGGGUCCUUUAGUCACCAAUAUGUCCCAGGAUAUCACUUCUAAACCAGAAAAGCAAGCACGUUUUGAUCAAGCAAAUUUGCUAAGUGGGAAUAUACUAAAUUCCUUGGGGUUCAAUAACCAGGAAACUACGGGAAUUAAUCUAACAAAUCCUGCACAGGUAUUUCAGCCAAAGGCUCCUGCUCCAGUUUCCUGGGGGAAAGUUAUUCCUAAAAAUCAGAUACAUCGGAGCUCAACUCUGCUUGACUCAAAUCAUCCAGCUCCAUUAAAAAUGAAUUCACAAGAGAGUCAGUGGCCAGACCCAUUGGUUUCAAUGAAUCCAGUCAUCACUUUCAAUCAGAAUAAUUCUCCAAGAGGUCACUCGUUAGAUGUUUGGAAAUCUGCCACUCCAAAUCAGCUGGGAAUCAAACCAAUGGAGAUAGAGUCACCAACUCUACUGGCAAAUAACCAACUGAAUCUUUUUGGAUCACAAGUAACAAAUCCAUGGAUUUCCUCAUCACAGCCUGCUCAUAACAAUGAUCAGGGCAUGCAAGAAUUCAGCAUAAUGCAGGUGUCUCCAGUGCAAGCUCUACAGAAUGAAAUAUCUGGUUCUCUUGAGCAAAAAUCUAGUCCAUUAGAAGCUGGCCACCUGUCUGGAAGCCAUUCCUUUCCCCAACAUACCUCUUCACAUGGACCUCACUUAGUGCCACAUUUUUACAAUAAAGAGCAGCAGCAGAUGCUUCAGAACAAACAGUUGUCAACACAGCAACAGCAGCUGAUGCAAGCAAGGAUGUAUCCUCAAGCUCAUUGCAGGCCAACUCAAAUUCAACACAAUGGAUUUCCACUGGCCAGCUCCUUGGAGCCAAGUAGCUGGUGUCACGUUCGCUCCCGGGUGGGAAACCAGCAAAUGGACAAUAUUCUUGAAAGCUCAUUGAAGUCCUCAUCAUGUAGUACGUUAUCUAGUGAUGUCAUGUUAGCUUCAUGGGAAUAUGAAAACAGUGGCUUAUCCUUUGAAAAUGAUGUUGCGUUUCCUAAAGCCACUCAUGUGACAUCUCUUCCCCAGCAACAAAAUACCAUGCCCUGUCAUGGUGAGAGCAAUCCAAAAAUGUGUAACUUCCAAAGGCCUAAGGAACCCAUUCUGGGUUCCUCAGUGACUCCUCCCAUGGAAGCUGGGUUGAGGGGACCUUUCUACCAGUUGGAACCAAAUUUUCCUCCCGUGUCAUUAACAGAUAGGCAGAUGAAGAGUCAGCAACAGCUCUUCACUUACAAUAUUCAGCUCAAGGUGAGGGAGGGGGGCAUAUGUGAAGGUGUGAAAACUGACAGACACAAGAACAACCGAGCUGUGCAUGUUAAGUGACAAGCUGAGACAUGAACGUUAUAUAAGCAGUGUCACCAAAACGAAGAGAAUGCCUCCAUGGAAUUUACUCCUACAAUUGCUAAAGACAGUGUGUGUUUCCUCAAGUACUGAGAGGGAAUGUAGCAAUAGAGAAGGAAAAGACCCUGCUCCCAGCUGUGGACUGAUUUCAUGGCCUUGGAUUGGCAAGCCUUUUUUUCCCCUACUGAUGUGUGAAUAUUUCGAUAUUAUUAUAAUUGUUGCUGCUGGUGGCUUUUUCUAAGUGAACACACACACAUUCCUGAGACACUCUACUGUGGAUUCCACAGAGACGAACUUGAACACUCAUGCAUUUUCUACUGAAGAAACUGUGCUCCUCUUAACCAGUUGUCUUCUGCUUGAUCUUCUGAGUAGAGCCAAGGAGAAUUAAGCACCAAUAACUGGAUUAGGCACUAAAGUAACUGAGCCACCAUAAGCUUUAAAAAACUGGGAACAAGUAUUUGGAGUUUCCAAUGAGUUUUCCAGGUCAGGUAAUUAACAAGACGACACAGAUGUACGAAAAAUGUCUGAGAUGUUGCAAUAGAAAUUCCAUAAGGCUGCUGUCCGAUCUCCUGCUUGAACACUAAGGCCCAGAGUUCUAAUUCAAGGGGGUGAAGAUAUGGUCGCAGUCUUUGCAAACAUUAUUUGUGCAUGUGCUCUUGUCCAUUGGGAAGUUGUGCGUGAUAUGAUCUGGAUAUGGAAUGGGAGCACUUCUAAAUCCAAGCAGCAUCUACCUCUCGAAUGACUGUACAUGACCGAAUGACUGAAAUCAACCCAAGGGUAUCAGUGCUAACAAAGAUGCCUAUAUGCCUUGUACUGACUUAUUUUACUUUUCAGGGGUUCUCAAACUUCAUUGCACCAUGACCCUCUUCUGACAACAAAAAUUACUAUAGAUCCCCAGGAAUGGGGACCAAAGCCUGAGGCCACCCGAGCCCCACAGCCCUAGGUGUGGGGGCCAAAGCCCAAGCCCCAAUGCUCCAGGUGGUGGUGGGGGGGGUUCAAAGCUGAAGCCCAAGAGCUUCAGCCCAGACGGGGCCUGUAACCUGAGCCCUGCCAGCCAGAGCUG